UUGUCUUUGUGUUAACUGAUCCACCUACAGACUGCUCUCCAUCCUCGUCCAUCCCUCCCUCCUUUUGUUGUCUCACCCUCUUUUGCCCCCUCCCUCCCAUCUCUUUUCCUAGGGUUCAGUGUUGCUCCCGCAAGGUUUGACUGUCAACAGUGAAGGUUGGAAGAAGCGAACAGAUGGUCUACGUACCCAGAAGUCUCACUGUUUGGCCCUGAUUUGUUAUUUAUAUCCUUGUUAGGAACCAGACGGACCCAUUUGGGCUACGUUUCUACCGGAAGAAGCCGUUGGGGGCAGGGUGAAGCGGAACAGUGAAGUGGCAUCGUCCAGGCUUGGACCUCCGCGCUGUUUAUUGUCAACAAGGAGAUACUUCAACGGGCAACAGCAGCAGCGUCUAAGGACAAAACCUUUUUCUCUGGAAACCUGGGCUUUAUUUUAAAAUCAGACACAGAUUUUAAAGCCUUUUUUCUUGAGAAAUUUGAGACGGAUUCUUGGAGAAACCUGACUCUUUGGAUUGACUCUUGGUUCAUCUUGACAGGAUGUUUGUUUCAUUUAUUCCGCAUGGACUUAACAUUGGAUUACUUUUGAAGAAGAGGUAAAAAAGGCAACGCCGAUUUUUAUUCUGUAUAAUUAGACAUCACCCUUCGAGACCUCGCUGUGACAGGAUACACGCACAGUGGCAUCAGUGGCCUUUCAAUCCGAGUAUCAGGUUAUAUCAAUGUGAUCCAUCUAGGUAAGGCUACACCGUACCAGGAGUGUGACACUGAAACAUACUGCAGCUCAACAAUUGGCCUCCUGGAUUUGAACCAGAGCUGAAGGCAAAGAAACACUUCCACAAAAAAAAGCCUGGCUGGGAUCAAUUUCAUCCACAAGACCUGGACCGUGAAGCCCAAUCGAUCCCGCUACGGAGGACUGCCACAGAUGGCUGCACAGCUAUUGGCUACUCAAUAAUGUAUUGAGGAAUGAAAAGGAGGAGAAAGUGCUACUCAUACUGAAAAAGGUGGUUGAUUGUAGAGAGAAAGCAAACGAUAACUUCACAGUGAAUUCAGGACUCAGUUAAAAAAGGGAGCAGAUGUUGAAGAGGAAAAGAAAAAGGGAAGAAAAUGGCUGCUGACAAAGUAGCAUUGGGGCAAAGACCGUAAAAACACUUGGCAACGUCAACAGGAACAGUAAAAAAAAAAAAGGGAGUACUUUACUUUAAGGACCACAAAAGAGGAUAAACAAAUAAGAGGAAACUGUAGUAGACUAAAGGGAAACUUGUGAUUCUUCAGAGACUGGUCUAACAAACAUUUGUCGUCAUGGUGAACACUGGCAUGCAGCUGAUCAGCUUCACGUGCGCGGUGACCGGCUGGAUCAUGGCCAUCGCCGUCACGGCCCUGCCUCAGUGGAAGGUCUCAGCCUUUAUCGGCAGCAACAUCCUGACCUCGGAGAUCAAGUGGGAGGGCAUCUGGAUGAACUGCAUCUACCAGACCACGGGCCACAUGCAGUGCAAGACGUACGACUCCAUGCUGGCCCUGCCCCCCGACAUCCAGGCGGCCCGGGCCCUCAUGUGUCUGGCCAUCUUUAUGGGAUGGCUCUCCUGCACCGUGUCCUGCUGCGGCAUGAAGUGCACCACCUGCGCCGGGGACGACCGCAGGGCCAAGGCGGGCAUCGCGCUCGCAGGCGGGGUUCUCUUCAUCCUCACCGGCCUCUGUGUGCUGAUUCCCGUCUCCUGGACCGCCAACACCGUCAUCCAGGAUUUCUACAAUCCCAACGUGCCUCUGAUGCACAAAAGGGAGCUGGGCCAGGCCAUUUAUCUGGGAUGGGCGUCUGCCGUUAUCCUCAUGAUCAGUGGAGCUGUGUUGAGCAGCACCUGCCCCCUCAUGGAGAGGAGUGGCAGGUACCGGAGGGGCUACAUCGGACGAAGCUUCGCUAAUUCACCAGCUUCAGCACUAGAUCCUCCGAAACCCAUCACGUCUAAUAGUGUACCAUUGAAGGAGUAUGUAUAGGUGGGGGAGGAGGGAACAGCAAGUGAAGAGGGAGGAAGUUAGUGUGCCUCUUUCCUAAAUGUCUCAAACUAUACAUCGAAGUACAUAUAUUUAUUAAUAUAUUCAUCCUAUAUUUUGUAUAACUCUUUGUAAUGUUGAACCUGUCUGAA
Molecule: messenger RNA, 2131 nt
Organism: Gymnodraco acuticeps
Lineage: Eukaryota; Metazoa; Chordata; Actinopteri; Perciformes; Bathydraconidae
Product: claudin-4
Exons: 1
Coding region: 1293-1982 (229 amino acids)
Biological process (GO): bicellular tight junction assembly; cell adhesion
Cellular component (GO): bicellular tight junction; plasma membrane
Molecular function (GO): structural molecule activity
Source: RefSeq, a predicted model, not a curated record